Aspergillus aculeatinus CBS 121060 is the source of this 546-nucleotide messenger RNA. RefSeq lists its product as uncharacterized. The transcript has a single exon. Bases 1 to 546 code for a protein of 181 amino acids. Lineage: Eukaryota; Fungi; Ascomycota; Eurotiomycetes; Eurotiales; Aspergillaceae. The record is from RefSeq and is a predicted model, not a curated record.
AUGUCUUCGCACCCAUCGUCCAGCGACAACAUCACCCGCGCUAUCCCCGACAACACCCACGGUGAAAACCACGACGCCUCCACCCACCAGACCAAGAAAGAACAGGAACCCACCAUCCCACACAAUCCCGAAGAACAGAACACCGUCCCUCAGGACACCGUGGACAGAGAUGAGACCUCCAAGAUCCCCGAGAGCCACGAUACCACCGCAGACGCUAUGACCCACCCCACCUCGCCCAAGCCAAACAUGACACAAGUCAAUCCGGAUGAGACAAUCCAUCCUGCGUCUACCAACACCGACUCAACUCUCCCCGAGGAGAUCGAGGCCAGCAUCAACGCAGCCCGACGUACAAUGGAGACAUUCGACCAACGCCUCACCCACCUGGAAGCCGGGGUCGAGCAUCUGCAGCAGCAGCUCCAGGACCAAGCGGCGCGGACCCGGCAGCUGGAGGCCGACGUUCAUCGCCUGAUGCGUACCGCAGACAGUCAUCAGAUGAGCAUUCUGCAGAUCUACCGGCGCGUUGAAGAGUGGUAUUGGUUCCAGUAG